This is a messenger RNA of Apodemus sylvaticus (European woodmouse), 1049 nucleotides long. RefSeq names its product catenin beta interacting protein 1 (gene Ctnnbip1). The transcript is spliced from 6 exons. Gene Ontology annotation, cellular component: nucleus; beta-catenin destruction complex; cytosol. Bases 551 to 796 code for a protein of 81 amino acids. Lineage: Eukaryota; Metazoa; Chordata; Mammalia; Rodentia; Muridae. Gene Ontology annotation, biological process: negative regulation of Wnt signaling pathway. The record is from RefSeq and is a predicted model, not a curated record. Gene Ontology annotation, molecular function: beta-catenin binding.
GCUGGACAGAGCAGAAUCUGGCUGUCACAGUGUGCGAGAGGCGAGAAGGCAAGGUUAGACCUGAGCAGUAUACAUCACAGAGAACUCCAGAUCGCGGAUAGCAAAAGAAGCCUGUGACACAGGAAGGUCUGGUCUAGAGGAGGUUUGACGCUUUUCUACCACCUUGUGAGGGUGGGGAAGGCAGUACGAAGCUGCCGCUAGUAGGGACCCCAGCUCUGGGACCUGCACACUGCUGAGCGGUCCAUCUGUUCCUGUGGCCAGGAAGGAGCUGCUCGUCAGUCAUGGUCUCAGCCUUUCCAGAUACACUGAUGGUCCUGCAGCAUCUGCAGGUUUCUCUGUGUAGCUUUGACUGCCCAGAAUCAAGCUCUGCAAACCAGGCUAGCCCCAACUCACAGAUAAUCCACCGGCCGUUGCCUCCCAAGUGCUCCCAGUCACUACCAGGGCGGCACCUUCCUAUUUCUUCUCAGCCACAGCCUCCCCUUAGAGUUGAGCAUCUGUUUGCCUGAAGUUAACUUCCAGAAGCAGGUGUCCCCAGAACUGGGCCAGGGGGAUGAACCGCGAGGGGGCGCCCGGGAAGAGUCCCGAGGAGAUGUACAUUCAACAGAAGGUCCGCGUGCUGCUCAUGCUGAGGAAGAUGGGCUCAAAUCUGACCGCCAGCGAGGAGGAAUUCCUGCGCACCUAUGCAGGGGUCGUCAGCAGCCAGCUCAGCCAGCUGCCGCAGCACUCCAUCGACCAGGGUGCAGAGGACGUGGUGAUGGCGUUUUCCAGAUCGGAGACUGAAGACCGGAGGCAGUAGCUGGAAGCCCCUUGGAACUCCUUGAAGCUGCCAAUGGCCAAGAGAUCUGAGUGGCCCCUCUGCCGGUUGAGUGGUAGCCAACCACCAUCUUCCCCUUGGCUCCCCCUACCCCUUCCGACCCUCCCCACCCAGCCACUCAGCAGAGUGCCAUCAAGGUGGUUUGUGGUUGGCUUGAAGGGAUGGACUUGAGAUUGGCUGCAGGAAGAAACCUUUUUAUUUUUAAAUCUUGACCAACGGAAACCUUUUAUUUUUA